Messenger RNA from Danio aesculapii, 2969 nucleotides. RefSeq names its product decapping mRNA 1A (gene dcp1a). Gene Ontology annotation, biological process: positive regulation of catalytic activity; deadenylation-independent decapping of nuclear-transcribed mRNA; deadenylation-dependent decapping of nuclear-transcribed mRNA. NCBI's taxonomy places the organism in Eukaryota, Metazoa, Chordata, Actinopteri, Cypriniformes, Danionidae. The transcript is spliced from 10 exons. Gene Ontology annotation, cellular component: P-body. The coding region runs from base 11 to 1351 and encodes 446 amino acids. Gene Ontology annotation, molecular function: mRNA binding; enzyme activator activity. The record is from RefSeq and is a predicted model, not a curated record.
ACGAUUGAAGAUGGAGUGUGUGAAUAAAGCAGGUCAGCUCAUGAGUUUAGCGGCUCUACAGCAGCAUGAUCCCUACAUAGUGAAGUUGCUGGAUGUUACCGGACAGGUCGCGCUUUACACUUUCAACCCCAAAGCCAACGAAUGGGAGAAGAAUGAGAUUGAAGGCACAUUAUUCGUUUAUGCCAGGUCGGCAUCACCACAUCAUGGCUUCACGAUUAUGAACCGCCUGAGUACAGAAAACUUGGUGGAGCCCAUUAAUAAAGACUUGGAGUUUCAGCUCCAGGAUCCCUUCCUGCUGUACAGGAACGGAAACUUGGGCAUCUACAGUAUCUGGUUCUAUGAUAAGGCUGACUGUCAGCGGAUCGCUCAGCUCAUGCUGCAGAUAGUGAAGCAGGAGUCGUUGCGAGCGCAGUGUGUGUCUCCAGACAGAAGUGUGAGCAUCAGGACCAAUGGCUGCGUUCAGAACAGACCCGCAGGCAUCCUGGAGCUGCUCAGCAAAGCCAAAGAGGAGUAUCAGAGGAGUCGGUCGACUGAGAGAGAUGUUCAGGUGAACUGUGAAUCAGUGCUUUCCCAGGAGAAGAGAGAGGACGCCGCUGCAGCUCAACAUGAGAAGUCCAGUCACUCAGUAGUGAAGCAGAUCACAGUGGAGGAGCUUUUCGGCAGCUCUUUACCCAAAGAUCCUCCUCCUGUGUCCUCGAUCUCAGUGGUGGGAGAGGGUCUGGGUCUGCGUGGGCUCCCUUUCGGCCCCGCGGUGGCUCCGCGGCUGUCGACUGACCCUGGGGGCCCACCGCUGCUCAGUCUGCUCCAGCCCAGAGACCCUCGGACAGCAGCAGAAGAGACCAGCGGAGGAUCCAGCGUCCCUCGUGGUUCCACCAGCCCCUUUCCUCCAGCGUUCAUCAGUGCAGACGCUCACGGGAUGCCUGUUUCUCUGCCCGGGUUCAUGCCCAGUCCUCUGGUCACUCCGCAGAGCUUCAGAGAGUCCGGCUGCAAAACCUCUGCUCCGUUCACCGGGAAGACUGCAGCUUCAGCGCCGGGUAAAGAAGUGAAUGCCUUCACGCAGCCCCUGGCUCUGGUCAAACCCGUCCCAGCGGGGCCAGUUGUCCAGGGGGAGGAGUCUUCUUUGCUGCUGUCUCCGAGUGUAUUCCAGCAUUCCGUCAACAAGGCGACAGAGGCAGGCAAAGGCUCCGCCUCCCCGACGUCCCCCACAGACCCGCCCACUGCGCUGUACAGCAGAACUCAGCUGCAGGACACACUCAUACACCUCAUCAAGAAUGAUGCCCAGUUUCUCAACACCAUACACGAGGCCUACGUACAGAGCCUCUCUAAAGGCCUCAACAAUGUCAAGUUAUAGCCAUAAACGGCAUCUCCAUCGUCCAGCGAGAUCCAGCAUGAAGCUCCAUGUACAUCUGACUACCACCUGAACAACCCAGCCACACCUGAAGACUGCAGCAUUACCAAGGUUUACCAAUGAAAAUACUACAUUAUAAUUAAAUUCCUACUUCUACCAGCACAGUUAUGUCACAUUACAUUCAUUAAGGGACUUGUGCAAUACAUGAAGCCUUUUUUUUGUAGAAUAGCUUUUCAUUUAUGACAUGGAUAUGAUUUAUAUCCCGCUCUCUAUUGUGUUAUACUGUUAAAACACCAGGAAUGUGCUUGAGUUUUGAUAUUGAAGACCUCGAGGGUGUAGGAUGUGCACUGUUUUUGUUCCCUCCACAUUCCCUUGCUUAUUUAAUUUGGACUUGAAAUGAACUUUGAAAUGAAUUCAAGUGUUCAGGUAGUGAUGAAUAAAGCAGAGUGACGCUUUCCUUGAAAGGGUGUUCGUAAGACUGUCAUUAAACCUUUAUGAUCAUGAUAUGACACAUGAAUGAGAUUUUAUGCAUGUUAAUAACAACUGCUAAGUGUCAUUCGCUCAGCUGUCGUUUUAAAUGCAAAGAUGACAUUGUUUAUGACAACUUGACAUAAGUGCAUCAUAACCGGUCUCUCAUGACAACUUGACAUUACCAAGACGACAUAAAUCCGUCAUAAACAUGAUUCGCAUUAUCAUUGUAUCAUGAGUAUUUUACUGAUCACAUUCUGUGAUACGAACUGUAUUUGUCAUUCAAAUGUUUUUAAUUUAAGAGCCUCAUUAAUAUUUAAUGACAUUUUAAUGUCAAAUUCAGCUUGUACCAUUGUAGUUGAGGAUAAAAAAUAUGAAUGACGAUGUUAUAGAACUCAUCACAUAUUUAUAAUGUCCUCAUGACCAUCAUGUUUAUGACAGAUUUAUGACCAGUUUUGUUUUGGUAACGUCAAGUUGUCUUAAAGACAAGAACAGGUUAUGAUGUAUUUAUGUCAAGUUGUCAUAACAACCAAUGUCAUCUGUGCAUUUAACAAGACAUAACUGAGCAAAUGACGCUUAAUAACAGUUGUCAUAAGCAUGAAUAUAAUCUCAUUCACAUUCAUGAAGUGUUAUAUCAUGAUUAUAAAGGUUUAAUGACAGUCUUAUGAAGACCCCUUCAAAUAAAGUGUUACCGAAAGCAGUCUAUUGUGUGUUGCUUUUUAAAAUCGCAGACAGAGUACGAUCUGAAAUGCUUUAUUUAAAGUAGAGUUCAUAACACACUCUGAUAUUAAAGUAGACUGUGUAUUCAACAAGAACAAUUACAUUUAAUUUCAUCUUUAAACGUGCAAUCAAAUAGUUUCUCUUGGCACGGUUUACGUUUUUUGUUUUACAUGAAUUGUGUUUUUAAAUUCAGACUUGUGUACUUGUGUUUCCACUUACAGAAGGCCGUCGUCAUGAGGGAAUGUCAUUCACUUUUUCUCUUUGUGUGCGCUUUGCUUUUGAUAGGAUGGAGAAUAGAAUCUGACCACUAUUGAGUUAUUUACUGACGCCAUGUUAAUACGCUCUUCAAAUGAUUUAAUAAUGACUAGUCUGUUGCAGCAGGAUCAUGUUACUGUCUUUUGAGUUCAUGUUCAAAUAAAUAAUAAUAGGCAUA